AUGAGCGAACCAUUGAAAGUAUUUGAUCUUCCGUGGGAUAAAUAUGAAGAUUCUUUGUUUUGUGACAUCCCUAAUAUCAGCUUGAUUGAUCUCUCAGUGACAAGGCGAAACGUACUAUCAAUUUUACAGAGAGUUUUUGACCCAAUAGGUUUCACCUGUCCUUUUACACUUCUUCCAAAGUUAUACUUGCAAAACAGCUGUGAAACUAAAUUGAGCUGGGAUGCAGAGCUACCUGAGGAUAUCAAAAGAAAAUUCUUGAAGUGGGUCAAAGAAUUUCCCUUGCUAUCAUCUGUAAAGAUUCCCAGACUACUUCCACUGACAAAAGGACGAUCUUUUAGUUUGCAUACGUUUGCCGAUGCUUCACAGGGAUCUUAUGCAAGUGCAGUAUAUUUGGGAAGUCAAAAUAAAGAUGUCAAAGUGACUCUAGUACAAGCCAAAUCACGAGUGGCUCCCUUGAAAAAAUAA
This is a messenger RNA of Stegodyphus dumicola, 465 nucleotides long. RefSeq lists its product as uncharacterized. The record is from RefSeq and is a predicted model, not a curated record. Lineage: Eukaryota; Metazoa; Arthropoda; Arachnida; Araneae; Eresidae.